AUGACGGCUAAGAGUUUAAUUUGUAGUGGGGUGAGAAGACGAAUUGGGAACGGAGAUUCUACCUUUGUGUGGGGACACCCGUGGUUGCAAGAUGAAGAUGACCCCAUGAUCCAGACAGAAAUGCCAUCCCAACUGAGUAAUGCCAGAGUAAUCAAUUUAAUUAACCAAGAUACAGGCACUUGGGAUUAUGAUUUACUUACUGAUAUUUUUGAGCCCGGUGAUGUGAGUAGGAUUCUAAAAAUACCAGUCUCCCCAAGCUAUGAUGACAUGUGGUAUUGGCAUGGGGACCCCAAGGGCAAUUACACGGUUAAUCAUGGGUAUAGAUGUAUGGUGGGGAACUAUGAAAAUAUUGCAAAUGUGGGAUUUGCAAAAUGGCUCACAUUGUGGAAACAGAAAAUACCACCCAAAUGGAAAACCUUACUAUGGAGGGCUUUGAGUGAUAUUCUUCCUACUACCCAAAACUUGCUUAUAAAAAGAGUGGAGAUUGAUCCGGUGUGUGCCAUGUGUGGAGUUGCAAAUGAAGAUAUUAUGCAUACAUUGGUUUCGUGUGACUAUACAAAGACCAUUUGGGCACUAUCUAACCUUCCAUCUACAAAUAUUGUGACAAAUAUUUUUUAUGAAUGGUUUAGUGAAAUAUUAAAUAUUCUAGAUUCUGAUGGUAUUGCCUACGCAGCUGCAAUUAUUUAUCAUGUAUGGAGAGCUCGGAAUGGUGCGGUUUGGGAUGCAUGUUUGCCCAGACCACGACGAGUGCUCGCCGCGGCCCAGGCCGAAAUUACAGCAUGGCGUCGGGCCCAUGCACUGAGAGGGGACCCGAGUCCCGCGACACCCAGCGCCUUAGCGCAACCCACUGCCCACGGAGCCGGACCCAACCACACUCCGACGCAACCACCACCAUCCAAGUGCUGUGUCGAUGCUGGAUAUCGACACACGGACAACACAGCAACGAUAGGAGUGGUAAUACUAGAACCGGGUGGUCAAUUUAUCUCAGCAUACUCCGCACCUUUGCCACAUUGUUUUUCACCACUCAUGGCGGAGGCCUAUGCUUUUAAGGAGGCUCUUUCUUGGCUACGCGAGCGUGGAGAGCAAAAUAUAGAGCUUUAUACAGAUUGCCAGGUACUGCAGUCUUACUUAACGACACCACAGCUGCUGACACGAUCGUAUGUUGGCUAUGCAAUUGAUGGAUGCAGGAAUCAUUUAUCUACUUUUAAUUAUUGUCAUGUUAGCUUCUUACCUAGAUCGCAGAAUAUUUUAGCACAUAGUUUAGCUACUACAGCUUUCCAGUAUGACACAGUUAUGUAUUGGGAUACUAUCCCACCUGACGCUAUUUCAGCUUAUCUAUGA
Molecule: messenger RNA, 1341 nt
Organism: Ipomoea nil (Japanese morning glory)
Lineage: Eukaryota; Viridiplantae; Streptophyta; Magnoliopsida; Solanales; Convolvulaceae
Exons: 1
Coding region: 1-1341 (446 amino acids)
Molecular function (GO): RNA-DNA hybrid ribonuclease activity; nucleic acid binding
Source: RefSeq, a predicted model, not a curated record